Ilyonectria robusta is the source of this 699-nucleotide messenger RNA. RefSeq lists its product as uncharacterized. Bases 1 to 699 code for a protein of 232 amino acids. The transcript has 3 exons. NCBI's taxonomy places the organism in Eukaryota, Fungi, Ascomycota, Sordariomycetes, Hypocreales, Nectriaceae. Gene Ontology annotation, cellular component: cytoplasm; nucleus. The record is from RefSeq and is a predicted model, not a curated record.
AUGGAGCAACAAAUACCACUAAACUCCGAGGCCUCCGAGGGUGACACCCACAAGCAGACAACCACCACCCUGCCCCCGGACGUCGUUCAAUGCCUCGAAAAUGCCCGUUUCCUUCAUCUUGCGACUUGCACCGAUAACGUGCCCCAUGUCUCACUCAUGAACUACACCUACCUCCCCUCGUCGCCGUACUCCUCGGCCCCCGUCAUCGUCAUGACUACCAACCCGGCCUCUCGCAAGAUGACAAACCUUGUCACUAACCCCAACGUCUCCCUCCUCGUCCACGACUGGGUCUCCCACCGCCCACCGACCCAAGGCCGCCGACCCUCUGGCGGCUCUCCCGGACCCGAGCACCGCUCCAGCUUGGCCUCGAUGCUCAUCAACCUCAACACGUCGGCACUGUCUAGCAUCAGCGCGACCAUUGGCGGCGCCGCACGUCUCGUCCCCAGUGGCUCCGAGGAGGAGAAGUACUACCGCGACCAGCACCUCGAGAACAACACCUUUGACGAUUCCAACGCCCAGCCGUUUACCCGCGACACUGGCCCUGUUGAGGAUGGCGGUCGCGAGUGCUUCAUCGCUGGCGAGGAGGUCAGAGUUGUGCUUGUAGAUAUCAAGGACGUGAGAAUCAGCGACUGGAAAGGCACUGUGAGAGAUUGGGCUCUAGUGCCGGAGAGUGAGAACCUUGUUAAUGGAUCUCGGUAG